GGCUCUGUAAAACUAAAACGAGCCGGGCAAGGUAUAAAACCGCAUAUGCCCCCUGCAGACGAAAGACAAAAUAUUGUGGAUUACCUUGGAGAAAACUUGCCUUACCAGCUCGCUUCUAAAUUCAACACUUCACAUUAAAAAAGCAAUGGAUUUAGAUGAAGCUCCAAUAAUUCACGGACUUGAGCUCCCGUCAAGAUGUAUCUGCGCACAAUCAGCAGACACAAAUAUCACUCGAUUUAUGGUCGCAACACAGUCAUUACGGCAAGAAAACCAGCUCCAUUACGUGGAAUUCGAUGAUGAAAACAAUGUCAUUGAUAAAACCAUGUUUUCUCACCCAAUUGGUGAAGUCUGGCAUCUGUCAGCAAGUUUCAACAAUCCAGAUGUUUUCACAAGCUGUUAUCAAUCAUUUGAAAAUGGAAAAUUAAUCCAUGGAUGUAUGGUAGGGAAACUACCAUUAGAUGAGAAUCAAAAGCCAAUAGUUAAUUCAGCCACUACGCAAGACAUUACACAAAAUCAACAAGGAACACUAGAAAAUCUGGCGACCCUAGAUUCAGAGGAGUUUGGAAAUAUAUCUAGUUCGCAUUGGAAACCAAUAGAAGGGGAAAACUUCUUAAUGGCUCUUGCUGGCAGCAAGAUGCUCCUCUAUGAUAUGGAGCAAGGCACACCAAAGCUUUCUGACUCGUUCGAGCUUCCAACUAGAAAAGGGCAUCCUUGCACUAUAACAAGCGGCAGAUGGAACCCACAUCAUGGUGGCAAACAAUUUGCAGCGGCCACUGAGCAAAAUGUUGUCGGUUGGGACAUUCGAUCCAAAUCUCAAGCUUUCAUAAUAGAAGGUGCUCAUGGACAACUUGUACGAGAUGUCGACUUCAAUCCGAAUAAGAUGUAUUACGUCGUAACUUGUGGAGAUGAUUGUCAGGUCAAGUUCUGGGACACAAGAGAUCUUUCUGAUCCGGUUAAAGUUCUCUCUGAUGAUCAUUCACACUGGGUCUGGUCGACAAGGUACAAUCCAUUCCAUGACCAACUGGUGCUCAGUGGUGGGAGUGACAGCCGGGUUAUAUUGUAUAAUAUGAAAACAAUAUCUUCUGAACCGUUUGAGACAGAGAACCUGUCUUCAGAUGAUGACGCAUCAAAGUCGAGUGAUUCAGACGACGAAUUUUCGCCAGAAAAAAGACAAAUGGAAGAUGGUGUGAUAGGAGUCUACGAGGAGCACGAGGACAGUGUAUAUGCAGUGGAAUGGAGCGCGGCGGAUCCAUGGACUUUUGCUUCACUGAGUUAUGACGGGCGCUUUGUGAUUAACAGAGUUCCAAAGAAAGUUAAAUAUGGAAUUUUGCUUUGAUUUUAAAGGCAGAUUCGGUUUCGUUUGGAAUAUUGGCUUGUUUCCACUGACACUGUGGAGUGUGAAAUCUGAGAAACUGAAAAAAAUUAAGUUGACAAAUUGUUACUAUCAGUUUUUCAAUGAACGCUUGAACAUUCUAAAGUUUCCAUUCUCUGAGGUUGAUUUCCUCCGGUAGUUCAGAGGGUGAGUUUACUACAGAAAACUACUGCAUGACUCAAAAAACAACCCAUAAAUUCAUUGAUCACUUAUAUCAGGGGUGUGCAACCUGUGGGCCCUGGGCCAAAUGUGGCCCACAAGGAAUAUUGUGUAGCCAGCCGAUAAGUGCCAAUUUUGAAUGAUGUUGGCCUGUGAAUCGAGUUUUAUUUCAUAUUAAUCUGGUACAUGCAGGUAAUUCCAAUCCCUUUAAAUUUAUUAUUUAUGUCUAUGACGCUACAAUGCCCUAACAGCUAGCUUGUACGAAGCGAACUACGACUCUAGUUUUUCUAGACUCGAUUUGUUUUGUGUUAUCAUAAAGUGUGCCCACAAAAUAAACGAUUUAUUCAUUGAUUACUUAUACCAAAAUGAUAAGUUUUCAAGGACUUCUCAGCCCUGGAUCCCGUUGAGCAGGAAAUAUUGUUCUUUAGGCUGUUAAGAUAAUUUCCUUGAAAUGGUUUUCAAAAACUCGAUUCCUUUUGUGUUAUUAUUAAGUAGUGUGUAUUUAUGUAUGUCUUGGUGUGUAUUUUCCUAUGAAAGAGAUCCAUUAACAAUUUUUUAAAUAAUAAAUUGAAUGUUGAAUGAUUGGGAUAA
Messenger RNA from Styela clava, 2122 nucleotides. Its product is annotated as EARP-interacting protein homolog. Gene Ontology annotation, molecular function: protein binding. NCBI's taxonomy places the organism in Eukaryota, Metazoa, Chordata, Ascidiacea, Stolidobranchia, Styelidae. Gene Ontology annotation, biological process: protein ubiquitination. The record is from RefSeq and is a predicted model, not a curated record.